CGGGGCGUGCUUCGGCGCUGAGCCGGAGAAACUUGAGUCGACUGACCCGCCCACGGUGCCCGAAGCCCCAAAGGCUGGGAUUAGGGGCUAGAAGUCUGGCACCGACCGCCUGGCCAGGUGUUCGGGACAGGACUAGGUGGGCGACCGCCCCGCCCCGGGAGCGCGGCUUAAUAGCUGAGAGCCCGGGGGCCAGGCCGCGGCUGCGACCCAGGCAACGCCCUGAGGGCGGACACGCUACCAGGUGUUCCACUCCCCUGGGACGGUGGGCAAGGGCCCGGGACGGGGAGGGCGGCAGGUGCUGACACUGGAGCUGCGCCGGAGGUCGGGGAACUCGGCCUCCUCGGACAGAUGACACUCGCCUGCUGGGCCGGCCGAGCUGUGCGGUGCCCUCCAGGACGCAGGGGGCGCUGCAGCCUCGCUGGGUCAGGCUCCGCAGGGCCCCGCCAACCUGGUGACUAACGGCGCCGGUGACGACUUCGCCGCGCGUCGCUCAGCCAUGGCCACCGCUCUCGCGCUGCGUAGCUUGUAUCGAGCGCGACCCUCGUUGCGCUGUCCGCCCGUUGAGCUUCUCUGGGCCCCGCGGCGCGGGCAUCGACUCUCGCCGGCGGAUGACGAGCUGUAUCAGCGGACUCACAUCUCUCUGCUACAACGCGAGGCCGCUCAGGCCACGUACAUCGACAGCUACAACAGCCGCGGCUUCAUGAUAAACGGAAACCGCGUGCUCGGGCCCUGCGCUCUGCUCCCGCACUCGGUGGUGCAAUGGAACGUGGGAUCCCACCAGGACAUCACCGAAGAGAGCUUUUCCCUCUUCUGGAUGCUGGAGCCCCGGAUAGAGAUUGUUGUGGUGGGGACUGGAGACCGGACCGAGAGGCUGCAGUCCCAGGUGCUUCAAGCCAUGAGGCAGCGGGGCAUUGCUGUGGAAGUGCAGGACACGCCCAAUGCCUGUGCCACCUUCAACUUCCUGUGUCAUGAAGGCCGAGUAACUGGAGCUGCUCUCAUCCCUCCACCAGGAGGGACUUCACUCAAACCUUUGGGCCAAGCUGCUCAAUGAACCACCGUGAACUGUCCUGCUGACUGCACUCUGCCAGGCUUCCCGAUGGUUGCACUCUUAUCUACCCUUUGGCACUUAACCUUGCUUAUCAACAUAAUAAUUUAUACACUUCCCCAUUUU
Macaca mulatta (Rhesus monkey) is the source of this 1171-nucleotide messenger RNA. RefSeq names its product NADH:ubiquinone oxidoreductase complex assembly factor 3 (gene NDUFAF3). NCBI's taxonomy places the organism in Eukaryota, Metazoa, Chordata, Mammalia, Primates, Cercopithecidae. Gene Ontology annotation, biological process: mitochondrial respiratory chain complex I assembly. Gene Ontology annotation, cellular component: mitochondrial inner membrane. The record is from RefSeq and is marked provisional.